AUGGAAAUAGCUUUGGACGUUGAGUCCUUCAUUCAAAAGCAUCAAAUACAAAGUCCAACAAUAAUUGGACACUCAAUGGGAGCUAAAACUGCCUUGACUGUCGCCCUUCACUCGCCAAACCUUGUUUCUAACAUUGUUGCUGUUGACAACUGUCCAAUUCAUUUACCUUUGGUUGCAGACUUCUCAAGGUAUUUGGAAGGUAUGAAAGAAAUAGACAAAAUGCAAGUCCGAACCCAUGUGGAAGCCGAGGAAAUUCUUCGACGCUAUGAACAGUCUGCAGCCGUACGAUCAUGGUUGCUAAGCAAUUUCGUGAAAAUGGAUAAUUCAUCUAGUCUGAAAUCCCGCGUACCUUUGGACAUCCUGAGUAACGCCAAGGGCCCCUUAGGAGACUUUCCAUACAGAAGUGGGGAAGCAGAAUUUCGACAGCCUGUCUUAUUCCUUCGCGCGCUUCAAAGUCAUUACUUCCCGCAAACUGCUUUCCCAAUCAUUGAAUCUUUUUUCCCUAAUUCAAAAAUCCUUGAGAUGAACUGCGGCCAUUGGAUAGUUCAGGAAAAGCCGGCCCAGUUUAGGAAAGGUUUGUUAACAAUGGAUUGCCCCAAAAGCCACGGCGGUGCUAAUCUAUUUCUUUAG
Molecule: messenger RNA, 630 nt
Organism: Penicillium macrosclerotiorum
Lineage: Eukaryota; Fungi; Ascomycota; Eurotiomycetes; Eurotiales; Aspergillaceae
Product: putative alpha/beta hydrolase
Exons: 3
Coding region: 1-630 (209 amino acids)
Cellular component (GO): mitochondrion
Source: RefSeq, a predicted model, not a curated record